AUGAUUGAACGGGAAGUAGCCGAGGAUCCAGCUCAAGCUAAGUCAAGCUCGGAGGAGCAUGCGAAGAAGCCUGCUUCGGUCGACGCACGACAGAUCAAAGAUUCCGGUGCAGAUGCAGCUCUAGAACUUCUAAAAGAGACUGGAGGCUUGCAUCAAGUCGUUGAUCCUGAAGUCCAUCGAAGACUUGUCCGCCGUAUCGACUGGCAUGUCAUGCCCCUAAUUUGUAUAAUCUACUUUCUCCAGUACAUUGAUAAGACUGCCAUCUCUUAUGCUAGCGUUACCGGUAUAACCGAAUCUAUUGGACUCCAUGGCAAUCAGUUCAAUUGGGUGGCCUCUAUCUUUUUCUUCGGUCAGCUUGCCUUUGAGUUUCCGACAAUUCGGUUAAUACAAAUGUUCCCUCUCGCCAAGUACACAUCAAUCAAUGUUACUCUUUGGGGCGCUACUCUAGCUUGUCUCGCAGCAUGUAAGAGCUACGCCGGGCUCUUGGUAUGCCGUUUCUUCCUGGGAGUCCUGGAGGCAGCUGUGGUGCCUGCGUGGGUACUAUUCACUUCCCAAUGGUACACGAAGGAGGAGCAGGCCUUUCGUGUGGGUAUAUGGUUCUCGAUGUGCGGAGUAGCGCAGAUGUUUGGAGGCUUUUUCGCGUAUGGCGUGGCUAUACACGUAGGCAAAGAUCCAAAUGCAGCCUUAAAGGGCUGGCAGGUCAUAUUCUUAUUCCUGGGCCUCUUCACCACAGUUAUGGGUAUCGCAUUUUGGUUCGUUAUGCCAGACUCCCCUGCCGUCGCUGGGUUUCUCGACAAAGAUCAAAAGGGGCUCCACCUCGAACGCAUCAGACAUAAUGAACAGGGAAUCGGGUCGCAAACUUUCAAAUGGAGCCAGGUUAAAGAGGCUUUGACUGACACGAUGACUUGGCUAUACGCAUUCUGGGUUUUUGCAGCAAAUAUUCCCAACUCUAUCGCAACAUCUUUCGGAAAUAUUUUAGUAAAGGGUAUGGGAUACUCUAAUGAGCAGUCAUUGCUAUUAGUAACUCCACUUGGUGCUUGGGAGAUAGUGGCUUUAAUUGGCCUUACGUACGGCGCGAUGAAAACGAGACAGCGGCUGUACUUCUGCGUUGCUGGCCACAUCCCGGCCAUAGUUGGUGCGAUUCUGAUGGCCACAACGGAGCGGGUACCAGCUCUAAUCGGCUACUAUACGAGCGGUGGUAUACCAAUCGGUUGGACUACGAUUCUCGGGCUUCAGAGCUCUAACGUGGCAGGUUCAACGAAGAAAAUCACAGUUGCUUGCAUAGGGACAAUCGCUUACACUGUUGGCAACAUUAUCUCCCCACAGACUUUUCCGGCUCGGGAUGGACCACGUUACCUCCCAGCUAAGAUCUCGAUCUGUAUCAUUUAUACCCUUAUUACCUUGGACCUUGUCGUUAUGCGGUGGGUAUUAAAAAGACGGAAUAAGCAGCGAGACCAAGAAAAGGCGGCGUUGGGGGAAAACCAUAGACCGGAAGAAAAUCAUGAGUUCUUAGACCUGACGGAUCUGCAGAAUAGGGAGUUCCGAUAUGAACUCUGA
Molecule: messenger RNA, 1557 nt
Organism: Daldinia caldariorum
Lineage: Eukaryota; Fungi; Ascomycota; Sordariomycetes; Xylariales; Hypoxylaceae
Product: MFS general substrate transporter
Exons: 2
Coding region: 1-1557 (518 amino acids)
Biological process (GO): transmembrane transport; tripeptide transport; allantoate transport
Cellular component (GO): plasma membrane
Molecular function (GO): allantoate transmembrane transporter activity; dipeptide transmembrane transporter activity
Source: RefSeq, a predicted model, not a curated record